Molecule: messenger RNA, 1207 nt
Organism: Phacochoerus africanus (Common warthog)
Lineage: Eukaryota; Metazoa; Chordata; Mammalia; Artiodactyla; Suidae
Gene: MIA
Product: MIA SH3 domain containing
Exons: 3
Coding region: 701-1144 (147 amino acids)
Biological process (GO): extracellular matrix organization
Molecular function (GO): protein binding
Source: RefSeq, a predicted model, not a curated record
AUUCUGCAGGUGCAGCCCUUAAAAAAACGAAAAAGUGCAAAAAAAAAAAAAAAGGCAUGGUGAAAUGCCCUAUAAAUAACUGCUAGUUUUUAUUGUUUCUAUUUUACAAAGGUGAGGUUCUCGGAGGAGAAAUGGCUUAGCCCAGGUCACCGGGUCAGGAAGCCGCUUAGGAAGAUAGUGAUCAUGGUAGGGCAUCGCCUAAGCCCCAGGCCCAGCAUAGAAUAUUCACUAUGCACGUGAGAGUUGGGCUAUUCCUGGCAGUCAAAGGGCUGCCUUGUUUUGCCCCUCAGCACAGGAAAUUCCAAGGUGGUUUUUCCAUACUGGCUCCACUGUUUCCGGACAGCAGAGGGGCCGAGGUUCCCCAGCCAACUCUUAAAAAAAAAGAAAAAAGAUGGAAUUCAACAUCUUAGUCUGCCUGUGUGGACCUCUCUGUUGGGGGGGUGGGGGCGGCUGUCACUUAGAGUGUGCUGCCCUGGGCCUAUCUGGCCGUUUCCCUGUGCUGGCAACCCUCGCCCUGUCCUUGAAAUGGUCCUGGCGGGGUAGCAGCCUCUAGGUGGGCUGGGUGAAAUUUGGGACUGGUUUAAGGCGGGGACAAGCCCGAGAACACAGGUUUCCUUGUGCCUCUCUCUGGAGAGGGAGGGAGGGCAAGAGGAAACCGCCAACCCCGCUCUCCCUUGGUCACUCUCCCUCGGAGGCCACGAUGGCUCAGUUCUCGGUGUUUCUUGCUGUCAUCUUGCUGUCCACCUUCCCGAGGCCUAGUGUCGGGGGUCGCCCCAUGCCCAGGCUGGCAGACCGGAAGCUGUGUGCCGAUGAGGAAUGCAGCUACCCCAUCUCCAUGGCUGUGGCUGUUCAGGACUACGUGGCCCCCGACUGCCGUUUCCUGACCAUACACAGGGGUCAAGUCGUGUAUGUCUUCUCCAAGCUGAAGGGCCGAGGGCGGCUUUUCUGGGGAGGCAGUGUUCAGGGAGAUUACUAUGGAGACUUUGCUGCACGCCUAGGCUAUUUCCCCAGUAGCGUUGUACGUGAAAACCAGACCCUGAAACCUGGCAAAAUCGUUGUGAAGACAGAUGUGAGUGUCCUGGAGGCUGACAGGGAUCUGGACCCUUGGGUUGUGAUGAUGGGCAAAAGUGCAGCCUAUCUAUGAGCUGGGACAAUUCUCUGCCUUUCCUUCCUUCCUCCCUCCCUCCCUCCUUCCCUCUUUGCUUCC